ACAGGUCACUAUUUCUAGUAACUGGGAUGCAAUCAUUAGGCAGCACUGUUUUCAAGCAGAAGACACAUUUAGAAGUGGAGUGGCUUUAAGUUUUGUUUUUUUGUCAGUGUAAAUUAGUUUGUGUACUUUUGGCACACAUUCCUGUGUCACUGCACAAAUUAUGCAUUAAUUGUGUUUUGCCCAAACUUUACAAGAAGAAUAUACUGAAUCAACUGGAUAGCAAUGGCUCCUAACAGGAUGUUAAUACUGAUUAUAGCAUUCCUUGUAAAUAUUCCGCUGGUGAGAGGUUCAAAACCCCAUACAGAAGAGUUUCUCCCCUAUUUCAUUGAUCAGCCUAUAGACUUGUUUGUACGGAAGGACCAGCCUGCCACAUUGAAUUGUCAAGCGGCAGGAAACCCAAAACCCAAAAUCGAGUGGUACCGCAAAGGAGAGCUUGUGAAAAACAGUAAGAAUGACUCUCAGCGUACAAUUCUUCCUGACGGAUCACUUUUCUUUCUUCAUUUUAAUCAAGCUAAAGGCAAAUCCAAUGAAGGGGUGUACACGUGCGUUGCUAGUAACCGCUUAGGAAAAAUAUUUAGCAGAAAUGCUUCUCUCUACAUUGCUGCUAUAGGAGAAGAGUUUCGACUCAAUCCAGCUAAUGCAGUUGUAGCAGUCGGGAAUCCUCUUGUAAUCGAGUGCUUACCGCCAACUGGGAAACCUGAACCCACUGUCACAUGGAAGAAAGAUGGAGCUCUGAUAGAUUACAACAAUAGUCAUUACACGAUUUCUGCUGGAAAACUCACAAUUAAUUACGCAUUAAAAAAAGAUUCAGGAGCAUAUUCUUGUUUUGCUUUUAAUCAAGUUGGAGAAAGAGAAAGCAAAUCUGCAAACAUUUCUGUACUGGAAAAACCUGUGAUCACAAAUAAACCAGAAGAAGCUGUGGCAAAAAUUGGGAGCAAUGUCCAGUUUUAUUGUGGAACUAAAGGUGACCCUCAGCCCAGGGUAUGGUGGAGUAAAGAACGUGGAGAACUUCUUCAAGGGAGAUAUGACGUUAACAAUGAAAACACAUUAACGAUUCAUAAUGUCAGAUUUCAUGACGCUGGAAGAUAUGUCUGCACAGCAGAAAACCAGAUUGAAUCUGUAUCUUCAAGUGCACUGCUUGUGGUAGAAGAUCCUUUGGACACAGGGCAAAUGGACAACCAAAAAAAAAUUAACAAAGAGCUAUCCAAUGUUCGUAUCCAUUUGGAUAACAUCACAGCUCUUCCAGGUUCCUCAGUCAAUAUACGCUGGAAGGUACAGCCAUCUUCUCCACUUGUUGAAGGAUUUAUUGUUUUCUAUCGUCCGCACCCAUCUUUUGAUGUGGGGUGGACUGAAUGGACAUCAAAAAGUAACGAGUACAGCACCAUUAUUCCAUCUUUAACCAGAGGUCAGAAAUAUGAAUUUAAGGUUCGUCCUUUUUCAGGGAAGAUCUAUGGAGCAGACAGCAACAUCAGACAUUUCAAAGUUCCAGAUGAAGUUCCAAACACGGCUCCACGAAACAUCAAAGUAGAAACAGUUGAUGGUGCAAAUGGUACAAUCGUUGUAAGCUGGGAACCGCCACCGAAGAAUAUUCAAAGUGGAAUCAUUAAAGGUUAUAAGGUUUCAUUUGUUGGAAAUGAGACUCAUCAUCAAGCUGAUUGGAUAGUGGACGAAGGAACCAAGAGACUUGAGAUACCUAUGUUGGCAUCAGGAAUCAAGUACCAAGUUCAAGUGGCAGCUAUAAAUGAUGCAGGAAUUGGGAUACCUAGCAAUCCUAAAUAUAUCUUUAUAGAGUCUCCAGAAGUAAAAAUGGAAAAAGAGGAAGAAAAUAUAUCAUUUCAACUGAUCCUACAGGUCAUGCGCCAUCCAGCCUUCAUAGCAACAGCGGGAGCAGUGAUCUGGCUGUUAUUAAUGAUCUUUGCUAUAUGUUUGUGUCAACGUCAUUCAAAGCGUUAUCGCACAAAAAAGCAAAAUGCUUUGGGAAAUGGGCUUUAUAGAUUUGCAAGUGAAGAUACCAUAAUAAAGCACAGAAUGGACAUAACUGAUUCUCCCUGGCUUUCCAACACUUGGAAAUCUUGUUCCAGGAACUACAGCAGUACUACUAGCAUGAACAGUCAGUUGCUGUGGACCGAGACCAAAGAUACUGUGGAUUUCCGCAAAUCUGCAACUUCAUUUGAGCGAAAGAGUGAAGGGAGUCGCAGUCAGCUGAUUACCUUAGUUCCUGACAACAGCAGCUUGUAUGGAACUCUAUAUGUUGACCUCCCUGGAAAAGACAUGACCACUUUUCAGCGUCGAUCGUUUGUAAAACCACCAAGACAAGGAGCAAACAUCAAAACACCUGAACCUCUUGGACUGUUUGACCAGAGUUCUUUUCAACAAUAUUUGAAUAAUAUCAAUGCUCACAAUGCCAUUUAUGGUGGAGCUCGAAGCAAAUUGCCAGGAAGACCUAUUGUUCCAGUGUCUCCUAAUGUGUCACUCAAGGAAUCUUGGAGUAAAAACUGCAAAAAAGAGUUGCAUCACGUCAAUAGCGCUCCUUUGUCACCUUACUAUCAGACAUCAAACCAGAAUGGCAGCAUCCCCAGUGUUCAGAGUCUAGACAUAAAUCAAGCAGGCAAAGGAGACUAUGCUAAAGUGAUGAAGACAUUUAGCUCGCCGAAAAUUCUACAAUACACCACUUCGCUUAAAGUCAUGGACCUCCAUCCAAUCACUGCCUCUCUUCCACCACCUCCAGUUCCGCCUCCAAAUGAAGACUUAUCUUGUAAAGACCAAAAUAAAAUGGUCUCCAAUGUUUCCUCGUAUUCUGAGUCCAAGCAAGAAAAGCAAAAAAAAGACAAUUUUUGUAGGAAAAAGACUCCCCCUAGCACGCUGAAUAUUAAGCGCGUCUCGGCAGCCUCUCUAUCGUUUUCUGUGAAUGAUGAUGGGGACAAUGUACUGACCCCAGAAGAUGUCGCAAAAUACCUUGAACUCAGUGAACACGGAGACAUUUCAAGGCAUCACUCAGAAUGCGACUCCACCCUUUCAAGGCAUUUUUCUUCACCUAAUACCUAUGGCUAUAUCUCUGGUCCACUACCUUCAGAUUUGGCAGAAGUUGAUCCAGGAGAUGAAGAUGAUGACCUUGAGUUGGAUGAUGUCAACUCAUUGAAAUCCUAUCGCAAAUACUGUGAAACACCAACAUCUAGUAUCAGUGAAUAUGAGAGCUCAAUGGCAGGAUCCUUAGUCAAUGGAUGGGGUUCUGUUUCAGAAGACAAUUAUACCAGUGCUCGCUGCAGCAUGGUCAGCUCCUCUGAUGGAUCUUUUUUAAUGGAUGCUAAUUUUGCAAAGGCUCUUGCAGUUGCUGUUGAUAGCUUUUGCCUUGGAAUGUCCCAAGCAGAGGCAGGCGGAAGAGAGAGACUUUACACUGACUUUUCUCCUACAUCUUCCCCUUUGGAUGGAAUGCUUGCUGACAACAACCAUGGUGAAAAUAUAGACAUUACCAAAAAGAAAUCCAAAGGUUGUUCUCUUCCCGUUCUAGACUGGAAUAUCGACUGGAUGGACGAAAUGGAAGCCAAGUACAGCAAAAGACUUGAAAUGAAGCAUCAUUUUCCAUUUGAUAAAAAGAUGGAACAUUUCAAGUAACUUUUACGGCAGAGACCUGAGUUGACUCUUCUGGAAAUUAAUUGCAUUAGACUUUCUCCUUUCAUUUAAAAUUGGAAAUCAACACAACAAUCCUUUGUUAACUUUUGAUGGGAUGACUAUAAAGUUUUAGUUAUCUGAUUGUCUUAAUAUAUGUUGGUCUCAUGACAAGACUUUAGGUCAAGGUUAAUAGCGACUAUAAGGACACUGGGUAAAAUUAUAAGCUGCUAUGUUCUGUUUUGUAAUCUAUGCUAAAAUGCUUUUUGUUCCCUGUAUUAACAUGUCAUGAAUCUCUUUAAGUUCUUUCUAGUGCAUUUAAUCAAGAACAUUGUACAAAGAACUGUGACAUUACAAAAGUAUAUUGUGUAUCACAUAGUUUAUUUUUAACAUAGUAAAUGUUUACAAUAUUUCUAAAUUGCUUGAUUCCUUAUAUAUUAUAGUAUCUGCUGUAGAAAUUCCUGAGUAUUCACAUACUUGAACUUUGUUGGUUUUCUGCAUCUACAAACACAUUGUUUAUGCAGUUAACAUUAUUGUGGUAUGAAAUAUCAUGCCAAAAAAUGUAUAAACCAAUCAACAAUAAAAUGCAAUAAAUCACCUUUUAACAUAGAUUUGUGCAUAUUUACAAUAUUUUAAAAAUGAACAUUUUGGGUUAAAUGGACAGUCUUCACCUUAGUCAUCUUAAAGUCUUACCUUAGAUUAAGUUGCAGAUAGCAUCCUGCACCUUUUAUGCAUCAGGAAUGGUAAAAAAGUUAUUUUAAAAUGAAUAUUGUUUCGGCCCACUUUGUAAUCGCUGCCAAGCUCCACCCACUGAUGACAUCAUGAUCCGUGCUGCAUAUGGUGUCCAAUCACAAAAGGCUCACUAGUCUGAUUCAAUAGACUGUCAAUGCUAUUCCGCAGAGUGCCUAGAUGUAGCCCAGAUCAUGAUGUCAUCAGUGGGCAGAGCUUGGCAGCCAUUUCAAACUGACCAGAAACAAUGUAUUCAUUCUAAAAUAACUUUUUUACCAUUCCUGCUGCAUGAUAUAGAAAGGUGUGUAGGAGGCUAUUUGCAGCUUAAUCUAAGGUAAAGUAAGACUUUAAGAUGACUAAGGUGUAGACUGUCUCUAUAAAUAAGCAUGCUACCAUUUUGUGGUAACAUUUUUAUAAUAUACUGUAUGAUGUUAUUAGAUUAUACAAUGUAUAAAGUGAAGUAUCAAAAAUGUUUUUAAAUGACUAUGAAUGAAUAGACUUGUAUAGUAGAUCUAACAUUGUGGCAUAUGUUAUCAUUUGUUUUGUAAAUAAAAAUGUGAACUGUUUUAAUAAUAAAUUGUAUAUGCAUUUUUUAGAAUAAGGUGAUACUGGCAACAUAUAUGUUGAUUUUUUUUUAGUAGAUGUAGAUUUGUUGUCAAAUUUAGAAAUACUUUUAGUUAAUUUACAAAAAAAAUCUAGAAAAUAUUAGUUUCGUUAAUAUAAACUAUUUUAGGACUGGAUGGACGGUGUUUCAUAUUUGGGAGCGGCAAAAAGAUUGAACAUUUUUGUGAAAUUAACCAGGAAGAGUAUUUUUACAAUAAAUAUAUGUAACCUAACACAAUGAAUAUGAAUAAAAACAUUCUAUAAAAA
Molecule: messenger RNA, 5205 nt
Organism: Bombina bombina (fire-bellied toad)
Lineage: Eukaryota; Metazoa; Chordata; Amphibia; Anura; Bombinatoridae
Gene: ROBO4
Product: roundabout guidance receptor 4
Exons: 20
Coding region: 223-3612 (1129 amino acids)
Biological process (GO): axon guidance; cell-cell adhesion
Cellular component (GO): axon; plasma membrane
Molecular function (GO): protein binding
Source: RefSeq, a predicted model, not a curated record